AAACAAACGUCCACGGGUUUGAUGUCGGGCUCCGUUACACAUAACUGACAUGUCAGGUGGAUUUAACAGAUAACUCUGUGACAUUUGAAACAAAAUGUGGCUCAAACCGGACGAGAUUCUGCUGAAAAACGCGUUUAAAUUAUGGGUCACCGAGGAGGAUAACGAGUACUUCGUACUGCAAAGGAGACGAGGGUACGGAGAAGGUGGAGGCGGUUUGACAGGGCUCCUUGUGGGGACUCUGGACACGGUGCUGGACUCCACAUCCAAAGUUGCUCCGUACCGGAUCUUACACCACACCCCAGACUCCCAGGUGUACUGGUCCAUAGCAUGUGGUGUCACCAAAGAGGAGAUUUCUCAGCACUGGGAUUGGCUGCAGCAGAAUAUCAUGAGGACACUCUCUGUUUUUGACUCCAGUGAAGACAUCACCAGCUUCGUACAGGGCAAAAUUAGAGGUCUUAUUGCUGAGGAAGGGAAGGCGUCCCUGGUGCUGGAGGAAGACCCCGAGAAGUUCAGAGAAGCACUUUUGAGGUUCGAAAAGUGGUUUGAGCUGCCACCAAAGGAAAAGCUGGUCACAUAUUACUCAUGCAGCUACUGGAGAGGCAAAGUGCCGUGUCAGGGCUGGCUCUACCUCAGCACUAACUUCCUGUGCUUCUAUUCCUACCUGCUGGGAGCUGAGGUGAAACUGAUCAUCUCGUGGGAUGAGAUGUGGAGGCUGGAGAAAACCUCCAACGUGAUCUUGACUGAGAGCAUCCAUGUGUUGGCUAACGGGGAGGAUCACUACUUCUCCAUGCUGCUGCACCUCAAUGAAACCUUCGUCAUCAUGGAGCAGCUGGCUGACUACUCCAUCAAACGCCUUUUCGAUAAAGAGGCCUUCCAAAGAGAGCCGGCGCUUUCGGACCCCCUGCAAAUCACCAAGAGAGGCCUCGAAGCUCAUGCAAAGAGCGAGCAGUUCCGGACGUUUUUUAGACUUCCCAGAGAGGAAAACCUGUUAGAGGUGCAUGAGACCUUCCUGUGGGUGCCCUUCAGCCACUUUAAUACACUUGGCAAGAUCUGCCUGUCUGAGAACUACCUGUGUUUCGCCAGCCAAGAUGGAAGUCAAUGCCAUAUCAUCAUUCCGAUGCGAGAGGUUGUUAAUGUGGAGAAGCCAGACUGCAGCAGCAGGGCUCUGACCGUCUCCGUGAGGGGGAAGAGGGCGCUGCGUUUCUCUGAGGUUCGGGACUACCAGCGGCUUGCAAACACCAUCCGGAGCAGAUGUGGGAUCAGUGCCAGCCCUCAGCACUCUGCAUCAGCAGAGGUGAUACGAGGAGAGUGCCAGUCGCUCAUCAACCACUUCGAGGACAACCCGGAGGACGUCACGCUGAUGGUGGGACAAAAGGACAGCAGCAAGGCUGUGAGCACAGAGGCUCUCAUGACUGUCUUCCACCCCCAGGAUGUUGAAAACCUCGACCCUAAAAUGCUGAAAGAAAAGAUGAAGGAACAGUCUUGGAACAUUCAUUUCUCUGAAUAUGGACGAGGCACGAGCAUGUUUUUUACCAGGAAGACACGAGACCUGAUUGUUCGUGGCGUUCCCGAGGCCUUGAGAGGAGAGCUGUGGAUGCUGUUUUCAGGAGCUGUGAACGACAUGGCCACUCACCCCGGAUAUUACACUGAUCUGGUUGAACAGUCUCUGGGCACAAGCACUUUGGCAACAGAUGAAAUCGAGAGAGACUUGCACCGCUCGCUGCCAGAGCACCCGGCCUUCCAGAGCGACACAGGGAUCUCAGCUCUACGCAGAGUCCUCACUGCCUAUGCAUACAGGAACCCUAAGAUUGGCUACUGCCAGGCUAUGAACAUUCUCACUUCAGUUCUCCUUCUCUAUGCGAAAGAAGAGGAAGCUUUCUGGCUUUUAGUGGCCGUCUGUGAGAGGAUGCUGCCAGAUUACUUUAACCGCCGAAUUAUUGGCGCUUUGGUUGACCAGGCGGUGUUCGAGGAUCUGAUCCGAGAGAACCUCCCCCAGCUGGUGGAGCACAUGACGGAUCUGAGCUUCUUCUCGUCCGUGUCCUUGUCGUGGUUCCUCACUCUGUUCAUCAGCGUCCUGCCCAUCGAGAGCGCCGUAAACGUGGUGGACUGUUUCUUCUAUGACGGCAUUAAAGCCAUUCUGCAGCUGGGCCUGGCGGUGCUGGACUACAACAUGGAGGCUCUGAUCAGCUGCCAUGACGACGCCGAGGCCGUCACCAUCCUCAACAAGUUCUUCGACAGCGUGACAAACAAAGACAGCCCGUUGCCUCCAACAGUGCAGCAAGCUUCAGUGGGCAAUAAUGAUAAAUCGUCACACUUCAAUGUGGAUAUCAGCGAGCUGAUCAGAGAGGCCUACGAGAAAUAUGGAAACAUCCGUUCAGAGGAAGUGGAGAGUUCACGGAAAAGAAAUAAACUGUAUGUGAUCCAGACGCUGGAGGAUACGACCAAACAAAAUGUGAUUCGGGUGGUGACCCAAGAAGUCCGAUUCAGCGCCUCACAUCUUGACGGGCUUUAUAACUUGUUCAAAAGGCAGCAUUUCCUCUGCUGCUACUGGACGAUGAACAGCCCAGCUCUGCUCCACCAUGACCCCAGUCUGGCCUAUCUGGAGCAGUACCAGUUGGGUUUUCAGCAGUUCAGCGUGCUCUUCUCCCUGCUGGAGCCUUGGGCCUUCUGCAACCCCAAGAGCACCCUCUCCCUCUGGGUCUUCCGCCUGAUAGACGAGAACCAGGACGGCCUCGUCAACUUUAAAGAGUUCUGCUGCUCCCUUGAUACUUUGUACAGUGGAUCGUUCACAAAUAAGCUGAAAUUCCUCUUCAAGCUGCACCUGCCUCCAGCUUUUACAGGUAGUCCUUUGCACGUAAAGGAACAAAGAAUCCAGCACUUUAUUCCAGUGACUGAAGACUCUUCUCACUUGAGUAGACUCUCUGCAUUUGAUCUGCCAGAAGACGGCGUGAUAAGGAAAAGCCCAGAAAGAGGUAGAGGAAAAGUGGACCUGCAGGCCUACCUGAAACAAUGGCAAAACGAAAUACUUAAGAAAGAGGAAACCAUCAAGGAUCUACCCAGAAUUAACCAGUCUCAGUUCAUUCAGUUCUCCAAGACCCUGUACAACAUCUUCCACGGCGACCCGGAGGAGGAGUCUCUGUACCGGGCGGUGGCCCACGUGACCAGCCUCCUCCUGAGGAUGGAGGAAGUAGGACGGAAGCUGCAGGAGCCGAGCAGCCCGCCCCCGCCCACAAAACCUGCAGACUCUGGUGCUGCUGCAGACUCUACGGCGGCCGAAGAAGCUUCCACCAGCCCGGAGAGCUCCGACACCUCCAGCUCCAACGCCAGUCAGGACGCAGCGCCCGACCUCACAGAGAUGGAGUGGUCGUUUUCCUUCGAGCAGGUCCUGGCUUCUCUGCUCAACGAGCCGACCAUCGUCAGCUUCUUCGACAGGCCCGUCGACGUCCAGACUAAACUGAAUCAAGCUCGGCAUGCUCAGCUGAAGCUAAAGGCUAAUAAGUGAAAGGAUGCAUGAGCGAAAUGUUCCUUCAAACCCAGAAGUCAUGAAUUUCCUUUCUCCACUUGGAUAGGGCAGCAGGUUUUGGCGAGGCAAUCAGUGAGAUUACUGGUUAAGUGGGUAUCUUAAAGGAAAAAGGAGACAUCAGAUUUUAAAAUCUGGGGUGAAUAAUGCUUGUGUAGAUGAUGACUUGAAAGAAAUAGGGCACAAAGUCUUUAAAACACUGUCGUUCCAGUUCACUGACCAACACCUUCAGUGCAUUUUCAUUCCUAAAAAUCUGAUUAUGCAUUUUCAAGUUCAUGCUCUCAUGUAGCCUAAGAUGAUGAAGGUUCAGUUAAACAUUAUUUUUCUCCUAUAUGCCGUGGAGCACAUCUAGUUUUAUAUCGUGUAAGGGUCAUUAAACAGGACAGAAGAAUUUGUCUUUCUCUCUGUCUCUCUCUGAUGUCAUGCUGAGCUUCAACUCCAUGAUACAUUUCUUCGACAAGGUGACUGAGAGUCCUAAGAAAGGCUAUAUCUAGAUAUGUUUUCUCUUUCAGAUUACUAGUAAACAAGCUGUAAACGUGUCCUUCAGUGUCUCCUGUUCUUAGGCAGCAUUAGUGUUACUCUGUAAAUGUCAACUUAUUGUGAGAAACACCAGCUUUCCAGUAAAGAGGCACAGAAUAAACAGUAGUGUAGCGAGUGAGGACAAGCUGUAGAGUCGUCCCUGAAAGCCAUAAAUUGAUUCUAAUGAUGAACGUGGACGUCAGAUUGAGAGCAUGGCAGAAUCUUUCAUGGUGUUAUAUAUUUGCAAUAAUACUCAAGAGAGGAUGCUGUACUGCCACUAUCAAAUGUUGCAUUCCUCCAACAGCAGCAGUAACAAAAGCAUAGCAUGACUUCAGCGUAUGUCAUACUGGAAAGUGUGAAAUGUUUCAGUGCUGCUGCAGGGAAAUCUUCUGCAUCUGCUUCUGAAAAAUGAAAUGUGUGACUGGUCGGUGUACUGUAUGCUUACGUCCGUCUUAUUGUACACGUAGGAUGUUAUGCUCUAGUGUAAGCGCCGCAUUUUGUACAUACAGAUCACUUCAAUAGUCGUUUGAUUAUUGUAUUUAUGAGGCUUGUACUGACGAAGUAAGAUAUGAGCUGGUGGACUGUUGUGGAAACAACUGAAACCUUUUGUUUUAUCAAAUCUCAGGGUGCAAUUUGUGUAAAAUAAAAAGGGAGAAAAGGGAUAUUUUUUUCGACCUGGGAUAUAUAUAUAUAUAUAUAUAUAAAGUAUACGACUGAGUUAUAGCUUACAAAUGUCUGUAACAUUAAAAUAUAGAGCAUGUGUAGCAUAGUUACAGGAUUCGCCACAUUAAGCAACUAUUACUGCUUGCUACAGAAAGCCAGAAUUGACUUACAGUAUUUCAGUUCUCUUUUUAUCUGUGCAGCUUCUGCUUUUUCUCUUUUUUUUUAUUUUCUGCUUCUUUCUCAGUGAAUCAUUUGCACAUUUGUUUUAAGAUUCACACGUUGUAGAAAUGCCUGUGUCUCGGCCAGAUGUGGACUCUGCAGGGUCACAGGUCAGGCUUCAGCUGCAGCUUCUUAUCUCUAGGGGCCAAAUUGACUAAUUAUUAGAGCUUUUUUCUCUAUGUGUCUUGGGAAAAAAAUGAUUUGGAAGCUCUUUAAGUGCAAGUGCAAUUCUUUGUGUCAUAUGUUUUUGUUGCUUUUGCUAUUAGCUUGAAACGCUUUGUUGUUUAAAGAUCUUAGGACCGAUCUGAAAUGUAUUUCAUUGUGUAAUUAUUGGGUUAAUUGAUAUCGAUUGUUGAUACAAGUUGUAAAAAAAAAAAAAGAAAAGCAAUUUUAUAAAAUCCAUUACUCAUUCAAAAAGACAAAUAUGUCAUUGUUUACAUGAAUAAUGUAAAAAAAAACAACAACAAUGGAAUAUCACAUACCUGAGGCUGUAAUAAGACACAUCAGUAAUUGAGUACUGAGCUCAGCAACCUAUAAAAAUUACAACUAAAAUAUUUACUCUGACCAUGGUCUGACUAUUUCAGUAUGACUGUUCCCCUGCAGUUUUGUGCUGCAUUUGUAACCUUUCCAAAGUUCAAGAAAGUACUCUAAAAUGCAAAUUACAACCUCCUAUCAAAGACUCUGUUUAGUUUUUCCGCAAGGAUUUGUUUCUUUUUUUUGGAUAAUUUCUCAAGAAUCAAUUUGUUGUUCUCUAUGGAAGAAAUGUGGAACAGUAGCCGAGACGAAACAAAACCUGAUGUUAAAUCAUUUCCUACUUCUUUAGCAAUUGCUUUUGGAAAAAUGGCACUUGAGAUGAUUUUAUUUUCUAGCCAAAAAUAGUUUGUGGUUUCCUCUUAAAAUAAAUGAGGGGAGAUGACUUUGUGCAACAGAGGAAGGAAAAUCAGAGGGUUGGAAGUUGUCGUCCCCCUGGCAUGCUGUCAGGUUUGCUAUUAAGCAUCAGAAUGUAUACAGUCGGCUCCUGCAUUAGUGUUUGAUUAAUCAAGUUCUAAAAUGUGCAAUUGUAGUCUACAGCUUUUGUAGUCUGUCGCUUUGGAUUAAAAGCUUGUUUGCAAAUUAUGUAAAGCACAGAUAUUUCUGUUUACCUGCUUGAUUAUGAUUUUUUUUUUUUUAAAUCUUCAUUAACAAGAACCAGAAUAAAGAGUGAUGAUUCUAUGAAUAAUAA
This is a messenger RNA of Centropristis striata (black sea bass), 6143 nucleotides long. RefSeq names its product TBC1 domain family member 8B (gene tbc1d8b). The record is from RefSeq and is a predicted model, not a curated record. Bases 95 to 3502 code for a protein of 1135 amino acids. Lineage: Eukaryota; Metazoa; Chordata; Actinopteri; Perciformes; Serranidae. Gene Ontology annotation, molecular function: calcium ion binding. The transcript is spliced from 21 exons.